AUGGCGUCCAUACUGGACAUUCCACUGCGGGUGCUGGGGACUGUGCUUGAGACUGCGAAAACAACACCGUUGCCUAUACUGUUUCUGGUAUUGUUUACAACGGCACUCUCUACGUUCGCUUUUAUUUAUGUCCUCGUCUUCCUCCUCGCGCCCACACCCCGCGCACCAUAUGACUCGGAAAAAACCUACAUUACAACCACGCCAUCCGGCUCCACCACAUCCCCCAAGCCACUCCCUUGCUGGCAUGACGAAUGGCUAGCCCACCGGCACGAAGCCGCGUCUCAAAAGGCGGAAAAGAAACAUACUGGUACAAUUGAUGACGCGGAAGUGGAAGUCAGCGUCGUGAUCCCAGCAUACAAUGAAGAAGAGCGCAUAGUCAUCAUGCUCGAAGAAGCAGUGGAAUUCCUCGAUUCAGAAUACGGGCGGUCUCCUUCGAAAUCCAAGGGCAAAGGAAAAGCGAACGGGAGUGUGGCUGAAAGUGGGAAAGGGAUCGGCGGGUAUGAGAUCCUAAUCGUAAAUGAUGGGAGUAAAGACAAGACUGUGGAUAUCUGUUUGGACUUCGCCAAGACGAAUAAGUUGCACGAUAUAUUGAGGAUAUGCACGCUGAAGGAGAAUAGAGGGAAGGGUGGAGCGGUCACGCAUGGGUUUCGACAUGUGAGGGGUGCGUAUACGGUGUUUGCGGAUGCGGAUGGGGCGAGUCGCUUUAAGGAUCUGAGGAAUUUGGUGGAGGGAUGUAAGAAGGUCGAGGAUGGGCCUGGAAGGGGCAUUGCUGUGGGAAGCAGGGCACAUUUGGUGGGAAGUGAAGCUGUUGUCAAAAGAUCGGCCUUAAGAAACGCCCUCAUGCACUCCUUCCACCUCCUCCUCCGCCUCCUCACGCCCCCCGCCACCUCGCGCAUCCGCGAUACCCAAUGCGGCUUCAAGCUCUUCUCGCGGUCCGCACUCCCGCACAUCAUACCCUACAUGCACGCCGAAGGCUGGAUCUUCGAUGUCGAGAUGCUCAUGCUUGCCGAAUCCGCACCCUCUGGUAUCCAAGUGGCGGAAGUGCAGAUCGGAUGGCAGGAGGUCGGUGGCAGUAAACUUAAUGUUAUGUGGGAUAGUCUGGGCAUGGCGUGGGGACUGGCGUUGUUGAGGUUGGGCUGGAUGUUGGGUGUUUAUAAAAGGAGGUAG
Molecule: messenger RNA, 1167 nt
Organism: Lachnellula hyalina
Lineage: Eukaryota; Fungi; Ascomycota; Leotiomycetes; Helotiales; Lachnaceae
Gene: ALG5
Product: Dolichyl-phosphate beta-glucosyltransferase
Exons: 3
Coding region: 1-1167 (388 amino acids)
Cellular component (GO): endoplasmic reticulum membrane
Source: RefSeq, a predicted model, not a curated record